Monopterus albus (swamp eel) is the source of this 441-nucleotide messenger RNA. Its product is annotated as obscurin-like. The transcript has 3 exons. Lineage: Eukaryota; Metazoa; Chordata; Actinopteri; Synbranchiformes; Synbranchidae. Gene Ontology annotation, cellular component: cytoplasm; extrinsic component of membrane. The annotation marks the transcript as partial. The record is from RefSeq and is a predicted model, not a curated record. Gene Ontology annotation, molecular function: guanyl-nucleotide exchange factor activity.
GAAUACACGGAGAAAGAGCAGGCCUGUGCAGACCCUUCAGGGCCCCCUGUACGCAGCAUCAGUGCCUACCUCCAACAACCACUGGAGAGGAUCCAGAAGUACAAGGCUUUCCUCAAGGAGCUCAUUCGAAACAAGGCGAGAAAUGGUCAGAACUGCUGCCUUUUGGAAGAAGCUUAUGCAAUGGUGUCUGUGCUCCCUCAGCACUCAGAGAAUACCCACCAUGUCUCCAUGAUUGAGAACUAUCCUGCCACACUAGAAGUGCUGGGAGAACCAAUUCGACAGGGACCCUUCCAAGUGUGGGAGGGAGCGCCUGGAAUUAGAACGUCCACUAGAGGUCACCACCGCCAUGUCUUCCUCUUUAGAAACUACUGUAUAAUCUGCAAACCAAAGAGAGACAGCAACACUAAUACACAAGCAUAUGUCUUUAAGAACAUGAUGAAG